AUGAAGGCGGUGGGGGCCUGGCUCCUCUGCCUGCUGCUGCUGGGCCUGGCCCUGCAGGGGGCUGCCAGCAGAGCCCACCAGCACUCCAUGGAGAUCCGCACCCCCGACAUCAAUCCUGCCUGGUACGCGGGCCGCGGGAUCCGGCCUGUGGGCCGCUUUGGCCGGCGGAGAGCUGCCCCAGGGGACGGACCCAGGCCUGGCCCCCGGCGCGAGCCAGCCUGCUUCCCCCUGGAAGGCGGCGCUGAGCCCUCCCAAGACCUCCUGGGGCGGCUGACAGCCCAGCUGGUCCAGGAGUAA
Budorcas taxicolor (takin) is the source of this 297-nucleotide messenger RNA. It is a transcript of the gene PRLH, whose product is annotated as prolactin releasing hormone. The record is from RefSeq and is a predicted model, not a curated record. The coding region runs from base 1 to 297 and encodes 98 amino acids. Gene Ontology annotation, biological process: response to peptide hormone; feeding behavior; G protein-coupled receptor signaling pathway. The transcript is spliced from 2 exons. Gene Ontology annotation, molecular function: prolactin-releasing peptide receptor binding; neuropeptide hormone activity. Lineage: Eukaryota; Metazoa; Chordata; Mammalia; Artiodactyla; Bovidae.